This is a messenger RNA of Pogoniulus pusillus (Red-fronted tinkerbird), 1406 nucleotides long. It is a transcript of the gene GRPR, whose product is annotated as gastrin releasing peptide receptor. The coding region runs from base 220 to 1383 and encodes 387 amino acids. Gene Ontology annotation, biological process: G protein-coupled receptor signaling pathway. Gene Ontology annotation, cellular component: plasma membrane. Gene Ontology annotation, molecular function: neuropeptide receptor activity. The record is from RefSeq and is a predicted model, not a curated record. Lineage: Eukaryota; Metazoa; Chordata; Aves; Piciformes; Lybiidae. The transcript has 3 exons.
GGUUGGGGCUGAGCUAGAAGAUGUUGUCCCUGCUCCUUAUGGAAGUGCCCAGCCGGCGGCAGCUGCGGCUCGCUUGGUCUGUUCUCAGGGUGUCCUAAGGCUUCCUGACUGGUGAGCUCCUGGGAUUGCUCGAAGGCAGCGAGCAGCAAAAGCCACGGGGUUGUUACCUGAGGGUUUCCAGAGGGGAAAGCCGUCUGCUGAGGAGAGCAGAGCAGGACCAUGGCGUCUGGGGAGUGCCUUCUGCUAGACCUGGAGACAGAGAACUUCGUCCUCUACAACAUCUCUGCCAACCAGAGUGCCAACCUCUCCCUCCUCAGCAGCGACUGGUUCUACCCAGCCUUCCUCUAUGCCAUCCCCACCGUCUAUGGCAUCAUCAUCCUGAUAGGCCUGAUUGGCAACAUCACUUUGAUUAAGAUCUUCUGCACUGUGAAAUCCAUGAGGAACGUCCCCAACCUGUUCAUCUCCAGCCUGGCUCUGGGGGACCUGCUGCUCUUAGUGACCUGCGUGCCCGUGGAUGCCAGCAGGUACCUCGCUGACGAGUGGCUCUUUGGCAGAACUGGCUGCAAGCUGAUCCCCUUCAUACAGCUCACCUCCGUGGGGGUGUCAGUCUUUACUCUCACUGCUCUCUCAGCUGACAGGUACAAAGCCAUAGUCAGGCCAAUGGAGAUCCAAGCCUCCCACGCCCUGGUGAAGAUCUGCGCCAGAGCUGCUGCCAUCUGGGUGGUGUCCAUGCUGCUGGCCGUGCCCGAGGCGGUGUUCUCCGACCUGCACCCGUUCCACGACAGGGGCACCAACAGGACCUUCGUCAGCUGCGCGCCCUACCCGCACUCGGGCGGGCUGCACCCCAGGAUCCACUCCAUGGCUUCCUUCCUCGUCUUCUACGUCAUCCCCCUGGCCGUCAUCUCGGUCUACUACUACUUCAUCGCCAAGAACCUGAUCCGCAGUGCCUGCAACAUCCCCGCAGAGGGCAACCUGCACGUCAGGAAGCAGAUCGAGUCCCGCAAGCGCCUGGCCAGGACGGUGCUGGUCUUUGUGUGCCUCUUCGCCUUCUGCUGGCUCCCCACCCACAUCGUCUACUUGUACCGCUCCUACCACUACUCGGAGGUGGACACCUCGGUGCUGCACUUCGUCGCCAGCAUCUGCGCUCGGGUCCUGGCCUUCACGAACUCCUGCGUCAACCCCUUCGCGCUCUACCUGCUGAGCAGGAGCUUCCGCAAGCACUUCAACCGGCAGCUGCUGUGCUGCGGGGCCGGGCGGCUGCGCCGCUCGCUCAGCGCGCCCCGCAGCACCACCCGCGCCAGCUCGCUCCGCAGCACCAACCACUCCCUGGCCACCUUCAGCCUCAUCAACGGCACCCCCGCAUGCCACGAGGGCUACGUCUGAAGGGCACCGCCGGGGGCUGGCAC